Messenger RNA from Nymphalis io (European peacock), 2312 nucleotides. RefSeq names its product cell division cycle protein 20 homolog (gene fzy). The record is from RefSeq and is a predicted model, not a curated record. Gene Ontology annotation, cellular component: anaphase-promoting complex. Lineage: Eukaryota; Metazoa; Arthropoda; Insecta; Lepidoptera; Nymphalidae. The transcript is spliced from 10 exons. The coding region runs from base 96 to 1718 and encodes 540 amino acids. Gene Ontology annotation, biological process: positive regulation of anaphase-promoting complex-dependent catabolic process; positive regulation of ubiquitin protein ligase activity; anaphase-promoting complex-dependent catabolic process. Gene Ontology annotation, molecular function: protein binding; anaphase-promoting complex binding; ubiquitin ligase activator activity.
AUAAAUGACUGAAAAUUUCUUUUAAACAUUUGAUUUCUGCUUGUUUUUUAAUAGUGUUAUAUUUUGUACCGUUAUUCAGUGCAAAAAGUAGAAAAAUGGCACAGUUUAACUACCUUAAUGAAUUAAAUAGUUUAGCUACAAUAGACGGACCCAUAACUCGUGGGCCACUACAGCGAUGGGUUAAAAAGAGUAAUAAUGAAAAUCUGAAUCCAUCUUUGAGUACAUCAUUUAAAAAUAUAUCAAAUAUAAACUUAAGUUCGUGUAACCAAUCUAUGCAAAAGUUGUCAGUUUCUAGUAAUCAAAGUUAUAACAAUAUUUUGUCCAGUAACAAAACACCGCCUAGAAAUGAAUCUAAAAAAGGCAAGAAAACUCCUUCUAAAAACAAGUCUCCAGGUCGAUCAACAACACCAACCCCAAAUAAAGCUUCAAAGACUCCUAAUAAAGCAGACAGAUUUAUCCCUUCAAGAAGUAACUCAAAUUUUGAUUUAUGUCAUUAUAUGUUAAGUCGAGAAGAUGACAAAAGUGAAGAAGUAAUUUCUCAAACAGCAGCCAGUGAAGCUAUUGGGCGUGCACUAACUGAUACUGAGCCAGGCAGACUCUUACAAUACACUUGUAAAGCACCUGCUGCUCCUGAAGGCUACCAGAACAGGCUCAGAGUGGUAUACUCACAGGCUAAAGUUCCAUCAUCAGUAAAAAAUACAACAAGAUACAUCCCACAAGCACCAGAUAGAAUUUUGGAUGCACCUGACAUUCUGGACGAUUAUUACCUUAACUUAGUUGACUGGAGUGCAUCCAACAUACUAGCUGUUGCCUUAGGAAACUCGGUAUAUUUAUGGAAUGCUGGUACUGGCCAAAUUGAACAGUUACUGACAUUAGAAGGGUCAGAAACUGUCUGUUCCGUUGCAUGGGUACAAGGAGGUGGUUCUCAUUUAGCGGUUGGUACAUCUGCAGCUACAGUCGAACUAUGGGAUUGUGAAAAGAUUAAAAGAUUGAGAAUAAUGGAUGGACACACAGGUCGCGUGGGUUCGCUUGCGUGGAACCUGUACGUGGUGUCGAGCGGCGCACGCGAUGGCAAUAUCGUGCAUCACGAUGUGCGGCAACGUGACCACGCCGUCGCAUCGUUUGCUGCUCACACGCAAGAGAUAUGUGGCUUAAAGUGGUCACCAGAUGGUAAAUAUUUAGCAUCCGGUGGUAAUGAUAAUCUGCUGAAUAUUUGGCCCAUUAACCAAGGCCAGCACUACUCUCAGCCACAACACCUGUACUCUUUCAAUCAACACUUGGCAGCAGUGAAAGGUCUAGCAUGGUGUCCAUGGAGUGCAGGCAUCCUUGCUUCAGGCGGUGGUACUGCCGACAGAACAAUACGCAUUUGGAAUGUCAAUACUGGGACCAAUGUUAACACAGUGGAUACUAAGUCUCAGGUGUGUUCCAUAGUGUGGAGCACGCAUUACAAGGAGCUGGUGUCGGGACACGGCUACGCGCACAACCAGCUGGUGCUGUGGAAGUACCCGGCGCUGACGCGCGUGGCCGAGCUCAGCGGACACGUGGCGCGCGUGCUGCACCUCGCCCUGUCGCCCGACGGCACCACCGUGCUGUCCGCCGGCGCCGACGAGACGCUGCGCCUCUGGAAGUGCUUCAUGCUUGAUCCGUCUAAGAAAAAAGAACCAACUGAUUCAAAGGCUGCAAAAUCUCUCCUAAAUAUGAAUGCAUUAAUUAGGUAAUAUAAAUUAGCUAAAUGUAAUAGCGAAAAAAAAAUGUGAUUUCUUUAUUAUUAAAAGUAAAUUAAAUGGACAAAAAUUAUGUUGCCCAAUAAAAGUUUUGACCCUAAAUAGUGUUGGAUUUUAUUGACUACUUGUGAAUACACUAAUGUAUUUUCAAGCAUUAUUGCUAUUGAAUGGUUAAUCCAUAAUUUGUAUUGAGGUGUACCAAGGGGUGUGUAAAACGAGCAUGUUGUUCAAUCAACACUAAUGUUGCCAUAUUUUUUUAAGGAUUUUAGCGUUAUAAUUAAAAAUUAAUUACAAUUAAAUAAUUUAAUGUAAAACGCUGUGUUUUAGUGACUACUUAUUUAUACAUUAUUAUAAGAAUUGACGCAACGAUUUUUUUAAUAAUGUUAAUGUUUUGAUAUUUUUUUCGAAGGCGACAACAUUGAUUUAAAUAUUUUAGAGUAUUUUAUUACUUUUUGACUGAAAACAAGAGAAGUUGAGGUCGUUAAAUGUAUCGCGAUCUUUUUUCUCAAUCUGAAUCACUUGUCUUACUUUCUCUUCCUCAUUUCUUAUCUUCAUACUUCUCUUUCUUUUAUUUAACAUUUCAUUACC